Messenger RNA from Nematostella vectensis (starlet sea anemone), 372 nucleotides. Its product is annotated as trefoil factor 2-like. The coding region runs from base 89 to 361 and encodes 90 amino acids. The record is from RefSeq and is a predicted model, not a curated record. Lineage: Eukaryota; Metazoa; Cnidaria; Anthozoa; Actiniaria; Edwardsiidae. The transcript has 2 exons.
UUCACCCAACUUAACCAAUAUGCUGACCAGCCAAACGCAGGCUCUCAAAUACUAUGUCCAUCGGUAAUAAAGCAAAUCAUUACAAAUAAUGUUUUCGUUAAAAAUAUCUCAAGGUUACAUCAUGCGCAAACGGCUUGAGUUCACCUGCCCCCAGAUGACGCCAAUGGAGCGAAGUCAGUGCGGGCACAGUGAGGUUACUAGGGAGGAAUGCCUUCGCAUGAGCUGUUGUUAUGACAACACGAUGAAUGGUGUCCCGUUUUGCUUCCAUCACUUGAUUGGUCGCUGCAGCGUCAAGAUCGCGGACCGGGAGACCUGUGGUUAUGACGGGAUUCCUGUGGAUGCUUGCAGGGAUCUCGACUGAUGUUAUGAUAA